AUGCUGCCCUCAUUUGUAAUUCUCUCACUUAGCGCUCUGGGGAUUAGCACCAUAAUUGGAUUUUUCACCAAUGCAUUUAUUAUUGUGGCCCAUGGAAUGGACAGGGCUAAAGGUAGGAGCAUUAACCCGAGAGAACUGAUACUUUUUACCCUGGGCCUUUUCAAUAUUGCCUAUCUGUUCAGCAUGGCCGCCCAUGACUCUGUUCUCUACUUGUGGAGUGAUGUGUACUUUUCUGACAAUGUUUUUACCAUCUUCUCUAUUCUUCUGCUCUUCACAAUCUUCUCCAGCUUUUGGUUUACCUUCUGCCUCUGUGGAUUCUACUAUGUGAUGCUCGUUACAUUUGAGCAAACAUUCUUUUUGCGUCUCAAACAAAAUAUCUCUGAUGUGGUCCCCUGGAUGCUGUUCUCUUCUGUGCUGCUUUCACUCAUUAUCAGUGUUCCAGUUGCUUGGAAUAUUAACAAAGAUGAAUAUUUGAUUCAAUUAAAUGGUAAUCUCACUGACAACUCAACAGUGGAAUAUGGCACACCACAGAUGAGUCUUCAGUACCUGCUGGUAACCAGUAUUAUUGGUUGCUGUAUUCCCCUUAUCCUGGUGGCUGUUGCCAAUAUCUUGAUAAUCAAGUCCCUCUGUGUCCAUGCAAAACACCUUGGUAAGAAUGCCGGAGGAAUGAAUGUGCAGAGUGUUGAAGCCAGCAUGUUCAGGAGUCUUAUAGCGGGAGACUCCCGGAUUGUCCAGAGAGUUGAGAUGUCUGCUAAUGUUAGAUGCACAAGAGGAAUGUUUGGGAUCUUUGUGUCCUUACUCACAGCUCAGAGAGAGGUCGUCAGGGAGGCCCCUAUCUCAUCCCCAUGA
This is a messenger RNA of Nanorana parkeri, 849 nucleotides long. Its product is annotated as taste receptor type 2 member 40-like. The transcript has 2 exons. NCBI's taxonomy places the organism in Eukaryota, Metazoa, Chordata, Amphibia, Anura, Dicroglossidae. Gene Ontology annotation, biological process: detection of chemical stimulus involved in sensory perception of bitter taste; G protein-coupled receptor signaling pathway; sensory perception of taste. The record is from RefSeq and is a predicted model, not a curated record. The coding region runs from base 1 to 849 and encodes 282 amino acids. Gene Ontology annotation, cellular component: membrane. Gene Ontology annotation, molecular function: bitter taste receptor activity; G protein-coupled receptor activity.